Messenger RNA from Chlorella variabilis, 1671 nucleotides. RefSeq lists its product as hypothetical. Lineage: Eukaryota; Viridiplantae; Chlorophyta; Trebouxiophyceae; Chlorellales; Chlorellaceae. The coding region runs from base 83 to 1624 and encodes 513 amino acids. Gene Ontology annotation, cellular component: cytoplasm. Gene Ontology annotation, biological process: L-cysteine biosynthetic process. The transcript has 10 exons. Gene Ontology annotation, molecular function: threonine synthase activity. The record is from RefSeq and is a predicted model, not a curated record.
CGAAGCAUCGUGUGAGAGCCGUGGGUGGCAGGGAGAGGGUCCUCGUGUUGCUGGCACUCCCCCACAUCGCACGCCCGCCACCAUGCAGCUGCUGGGCUUCAGCCAGCGCCUGGCGGCCGGCGCGCAGGCAGAGGCGCUGAGGGGCACGGCAUGCAGACCCCAGGGCAGGGCGCAGGUCGUGGUGCGGCCCCGGGCGGCAGCAUCAGUGGAGGCGCCUGGCCGCGACAUCCGUGAGGAUGCACACAACAGGGCCAACCUGCCCGGCAGCGACGCCUUCAACUCGCGCUACGUGCCCUUCACGUCUGUGGAGGCGGGCACGCCGCGGGGCAGCGAGGAGCAGUACAGCCUGGACGAGGUGCUGUACCGCUCGCGGGACGGCGGCCUGCUGGAUGUCAGCCACGACAUGGAGGCGCUGGCGCACUUUGACGCCGCCUACUGGAAGAAGCUGUUUGACGGCCGCAUCGGCACCACCUCCUGGCCCUUUGGCUCGGGGGUGUGGUCCAAGAAGGAGUGGGUGCUGCCGGAGAUCAGCAGCGACGACAUUGUGUCCAUGUUUGAGGGCAACAGCAACCUGUUCUGGGCGGAGCGGUUUGGGCACGAGCUGGGCAUGAGCGACCUGUGGGUCAAGCAGUGCGGCAACUCCCACACCGGCAGCUUCAAGGACCUGGGCAUGACGGUGCUGGUGUCGCAGGUCAACCGCCUGCGCAAGCUGAAGCCAGAUGCGGUGCAGGCGGUGGGCUGCGCCUCCACGGGCGACACCUCGGCGGCGCUCUCCGCGUACUGCGCGGCGGCGGGCAUCCCCUCCAUCGUGUUCCUGCCCGCCGACAAGAUCUCGCUGGCGCAGCUGGUGCAGCCCAUCGCCAACGGCGCCCUCGUCCUCUCCAUCGACACCGACUUUGACGGAUGCAUGAAGCUGAUCCAGGAGGUCACCCAGUCGUGCCCCAUCUACCUGGCCAACUCCAUGAACAGCCUGCGGCUGGAGGGCCAGAAGACGGCGGCCAUCGAGAUCCUGCAGCAGUUCAACUGGCAGGUCCCCGACUGGCUCAUCAUCCCGGGCGGCAACCUGGGCAACAUCUACGCCUUCUACAAGGGCUUCAAGAUGUGCAAGGACCUGGGCCUGGUGGACCGCCUGCCGCGCCUGGUGUGCGCGCAGGCGCAGAACGCCAACCCGCUCUACCUGGCCUACAAGAGCGGCUACGACUCCUUCCAGCCCGUCAAGGCGCAGACCACCUUUGCCUCCGCCAUCCAGAUCGGCGACCCCGUGUCCAUCAACCGCGCGGUGCUGGCGCUGCGGGAAACAGACGGCAUCGUGGAGGAGGCGAGCGAGGAGGAGCUGAUGGAUGCGGCGGCGCGCGCCGACCUGACGGGCAUGUUCAACUGCCCGCACACGGGGGUGGCGCUCAGCGCGCUGACCAAGCUGCGGGAGCGCGGCGUCAUCGCGCCCUCCGACCGCACCGUCGUCGUGUCCACGGCGCACGGCCUCAAGUUUGCGCAGAGCAAGGUGGCAUACCACAGCAAGGAGAUUGAGGGGAUUGGAGGGAAGUACGCCAACCCGCCGGUGCAGGUGAAGGAGGAGCUGGGCGCCGUCAUGGACGCCAUUCGCACCAAGUUCAACCAGCUCUGAGGCCUCGCCCUGCCGCGGGCCCGCGGCCGCUGGCUGGGUGGGGCAGG